Coregonus sp. 'balchen' is the source of this 23671-nucleotide messenger RNA. Lineage: Eukaryota; Metazoa; Chordata; Actinopteri; Salmoniformes; Salmonidae. The record is from the annotation of a GenBank genome assembly.
CUCCAGCUACUCGACUGUGGCCCUAGAGUUUGAGAAGGCGCAUCAGAUCGCUCCCGUGUUCAACUCGCCCAGGAUGUCGCGGCGGAGCCUGCGUCUGCAGACCACGGGCGGUCUCUAUGGCAACGACAGCCUGGCUGACUUCUCCUCCCAGAACCACAGCAGCGGAGGGUCCAGUCGGACAGAGUCAUGGUAAGACUACACAGGGUCCAGUCAGAGAGAGUCAUGGUAAAACUACACAGGGUCCAGUCAGAGAGAGUCACGGUAAGACUACACAGGGUCCAGUCAGAGAGAGUCACGUAAGACUACACAGGGUCCAGUCAGAGAGAGUCGUGGUAAAACUACACAGGGUCCAGUCAGAGAGAGUCACGGUAAAACUACACAGGGUCCAGUCAGAGAGAGUCAUGGUAAAACUACACAGGGUCCAGUCAGAGAGAGUCACGGUAAGACUACACAGGGUCCAGUCAGAGAGAGUCUGUUAAACUACACAGGGUCCAGUCAGAGAGAGUCAUGUUAAGACUACACAGGGUCCAGUCAGAGAGAGUCAUGGUAAGACUACACAGGGUCCAGUCAGAGAGAGUCAUGGUAAAACUACACAGGGUCCAGUCAGAGAGAGUCACGGUAAAACUACACAGGGUCCAGUCAGAGAGAGUCGUGGUAAAACUACACAGGGUCCAGUCAGAGAGAGUCACGGUAAGACUAUACAGGGUCCAGUCAGAGAGAGUCACGGUAAGACUACACAGGGUCCAGUCAGAGAGAGUCAUGUUAAACUACACAGGGUCCAGUCAGAGAGAGUCACGGUAAGACUACACAGGUCCAGUCAGAGAGAGUCAUGUAAAACACACAGGGUCCAGUCAGAGAGAGUCAUGUAAACUACACUGGGUCCAGUCAGAGAGAGUCAUGUUAAGACUACACAGGGUCCAGUCAGAGAGAGUCACGGUAAGACUACACAGGGUCAAGUCAGAGAGUGUCAUGGUAAGACUACACAGGGUCCAGUCAGAGAGAGUCAUGGUAAAACUACACAGGGUCCAGUCAGAGAGAGUCACGGUAAGACUACACAGGGUCCAGUCAGAGAGAGUCAUGUUAAGACUACACAGGGUCCAGUCAGAGAGAGUCAUGUUAAGACUACACAGGGUCCAGUCAGAGAGAGUCAUGUUAAGACUACACAGGGUCCAGUCAGAGAGAGUCAUGUUAAGACUACACAGGGUCCAGUCAGAGAGAGUCAUGUUAAGACUACACAGGGGAAUGGAGUCAAUGGACACACACACCACAAACGUCACUGUUGAGACACAAGGUCGACAAAUAGCUCAUUUAAAUUAACACAGGUCCCUGAUACACACAGAGACAAACACAUUGUCAUAAUCAGAGCAUCACUAUUACUACACCGUACCAAGACUCCUGUGUAGUCCAGGUGUCAGGAGCAGAAAACACAGCGUUCCUCCAGUCAAGUCCGUUCAGUAUAAACCCGUCCCGUCCAUGUCUAGAACCAGGUCGCCAGAAGAGUCAUUCUUAAAUCACCACCACAACUCACGACUACAGGUCACAUGCAGCGAUGUCAUGGUAGACUACCUCCAUCCGGAUCAUUAACUCCGUCCAGUCAAGAGGGCAUUAAACCACACAGUCCAGUCAAGAACGGCUCACAGGGUCAGUCAGGAGAAGGUCAGGUAGCACAGGGUCCAUCGAGAGAGAAAGCUUACACGGUUGAUAGAGAGGUCAUUAGCUCACGGUCCCAGAGUAGGUCAUUUCAAAGCCACAGUCCUCGUGAUCAUCGUUGACUACAACAGGUCAUCAGGGUCAGAAACUCACAGGUCAUAAAGUCACUAAGACACACAGGUCCGUGGAGAGUCACGUUAAGACUAGGGUCCAUAGGAGAGUCAGUUAAGCUAACAGGAAUGAGUCAUGCCCAAUUCACACAUACGCACUCUUGCGUUUGCUUUCCUGAUAUUAACAUUAAAACGGAUGAUACCAGAGAACACUGAUAUCAGGCACACACUGACUUCUAUCAUCCCUACCAAUCUCUCUCCUGUGUGUCAGGAUGGUGAGGAGCAGAAAACAGCAGCAGUCUGCCUCCAGCUCCCAGUCCCUGUCUCAGUCCCUGAACCAGUCCCUGUCCCUGUCUCUGAACCAGACGCCACGCAAGACCCUCUCCUUCUUCACCACCAACACUCCCACUACAGGCUGCACCACUGUCAGCGAUGCCUCCCUGGUCUCCUCCAUCCUGGACCAUUCCAACCUCCGCCAGCGGUCCACCACUACUUCCACCACUACUACCACAGACGGCUACAGGGGUCAGUCCAGGGGCAAAGGGCAGGGCAUGGGUCAUACGAUCAGAGGAAGGGUUACGUUUGAUAGAGAGGAUACAUUAGCUCUAUUCUGGUUCCCAGACCUGUACGGUAUGUGCAUUAGCCAACUCCUCUGACUAUCGUUGGCUUGAGAUGACAGGUAUGGUCAGACAAUCUAUCAUACGAUGGCUAAAGCACAGGUCUGGGACCAGUCAACCGCAUUAGAAUAUGAGGUAAAACUAGGACUGUAGCAGUUUAAGCUAACUAGUUAGCAUGCUAAUUUUAAUUACUGCAGUUUGUUGUUUGUGUGUCUAUCUGAUAUGUAAGGCAGGAAUGAUGAAUGGUUUGUGGGAUUACCAGGGGAGAGACGGGGCAGGCUGACUGUAUAAUCUUUCCAUUUAAUCCCUUUGAUGUGGUUUUACGGAGAUUAGCUGCGUUAUUACCUGUGUGACCCAAUACAAUUAAUUAAUCAGUAUUCAAUGAUCUCCCAUUGGCUUUGAUGAUUUGAUAAUGCUUUAUUCCCUCUACGUUCAGAUCAGGAUACCAAUCUGAAAGGUGAGUCUUCACCAUACAUUAUAAUGAUAUUUGUGUGCAUUCACCUGAGUAGGGAUCUUUUAUUACACAUCAUCACAACACUUUUCCAGGAAGUAAACACAGGCUUGCUUUAAGGCUAGCUCUGAUGUGCAAAAUAAUUAUAUUUUGAGACCAUAGAAAUAUAUGAAGAAAUGGUUUUCUAGUCAGAUUUGUACUUAAAAAUGUUCCUCUUGUGUGUGUGUUUUCCCCAGGGAGGAGUUCAAGGACAGACUACAGCUCAACGGGUGCGAACGGCGGCGUCAACACUGUGUCGCACAGCCACGCCAUGGUCGCCAACGGUUACAUCUGUAAAGACUGUUCCAUACACUCUGAGAGGAAAGAAGCCCUCACCACAUACUCUUCCUCCUCCUCUUCCACGUCUCAGGCUGGCUCUGCUGCAGCAGCUGCCGCCGCCCUCUCCUCCUCCUCUUCGUCAACUCAGGCUGCCUCUGCUGCAGCAGCUGCUGCCGCCGUCUCCUCAUCAUCAGCAUCAUCAUCAUCAGCCUCAUCCUCCAGUUUAUACUGCACGGACAAGAGUCAGAGGAACAAGACAGGUGAGAACCGUACCUAGUGUGCACACAACUGACUGGGGAGUGAAACAGGGUUGUGUUCAUUAGGCACCAAACGGAAGAAAACAGACUGAAACAUGGAGGGACAACCUGGACGCUCAUUUUCUGUUGCAAAACGCUUUCUGUUGCAUUCCCUAAUGAACACGACCCAGUGUUCCUGUCCUAGGAUAAAGGUAAACAGGAGGUCCUUUCUGUUUGAUGGUUUACAAACCUGUGCAUAUCACACUGUUUCCUUAAUUUAUAAAAAAGAGUCCCGUUAGAAGACUACCUUAAAAGCCCAGAAUGCCCAAAACAAAUUCAAAUGAUCAGUCAACCAGCCAUUUCUUGUGUGUUUCUCUGUUUCUGUUUGCUUGUUAGUGCUAAGGCUAUGUGGGUUUCCACUAAGGAGAAGGACCCAUUUCUCUAACUUUUAUAUGUCCGAUUAAGUUAACUAACCUGCCAACCUUUCUCUGUCUAGGUCUCCUGGUGUCAGUGUCUAACACGUGUGUCCACCACAGCAGACGAGCCCUGGCCCCUAUAGUGUCCCUGGUGACACUGCUCUUCCAGAACGUUCUGUGGCUGGGCACUAGGGCCAGGAGCCACUCAGGCAAAGGUAUAAGAGAUGCUUACUACUCGGGUCUGUUCAGAUGGGCGCAACAUUACAAAACGUUCACAUAGAAAUGCAUUAUGUAGAACAGAUAUGGUGCACAAUUUGGCAUCAUAUCAUCUCUAUUCAUUGUAUUUCUAUCUGCACGUUUUACUUCACUGAAUUCCCCCAUGAUACUACUUCCCUUCCCACCUGAUCAAUCGCUCUCUUUUUUUUUACUGUCUUUCAUGGUUUGAUUUAUUCAAAGCUGUUCAACCUGAUAGUCUCAAGGGACUGGACUCCAGUUAAUCAUAAUAGGGCUAUAAAAAUAUAUAUUUUCACAGGCUCUUUGAACUGUCCUCUCUCCUCAUCCCCCUGCUGUCUUGUUCCUCCUGCUGUCCUGUCUCUCCUCUUCCUCCUGCUGUCCUGUCUCUCCUCUUCCUCCUGCUGUCCCUCCUGCUGUCCUGUCUCUCCGCUUCCUCCUGCUGUCUUGUUCCUCCUGCUGUCCUGUCUCUGCUGUUCCUCCUGCUGUCUGGUCUCUCCUCUUCCUCCUGCUGUCUUGUUCCUCCUGCUGUCCUGUCUCUGCUGUUCCUCCUGCUGUCCUGUCUCUCCUCUUCCUCCUGCUGUCUUGUUCCUCCUGCUGUCCUGUCUCUGCUGUUCCUCCUGCUGUCCUGUCUCUCCGCUUCCUCCUGCUGUCUUGUUCCUCCUGCUGUCCUGUCUCUGCUGUUCCUCCUGCUGUCUGGUCUCUCCUCUUCCUCCUGCUGUCUUGUUCCUCCUGCUGUCCUGUCUCUGCUGUUCCUCCUGCUGUCUGGUCUCUCCUCUUCCUCCUGCUGUCUUGUUCCUCCUGCUGUCCUGUCUCUGCUGUUCCUCCUGCUGUCUGGUCUCUCCUCUUCCUCCUGCUGUCUUGUUCCUCCUGCUGUCCUGUCUCUGCUGUUCCUCCUGCUGUCCUGUCUCUCCUCUUCCUCCUGCUGUCUUGUUCCUCCUGAUGUCCUGUCUCUGCUGUUCCUCCUGCUGUCUGGUCUCUCCUCUUCCUCCUGCACAGCCUGGUCAUCAGUCAUAAAGUCAUAUAUUUUUAUGUGACCUCAUCAUGCCUCACUGCUCUCUUUUCCUCACCUGCCCUGCUUCCUCAGGGUGAGCUGGUGAAUAUCCAGUACUCUUCCACUCCUGUCUCUUCCCGGCCUCAAAAAUCUGACGUUAGAGGUGGAAAUGGAAUAGCCUGGUCCAAGAUCUGUAUGGGCCUUAACAUUAGUCAGAGUUUUAGUCGGCUAAAUAAAGCUAAAUACUGAUCUGGUCCCGUGCUAGAAAGGGGAUGGGGGUUUAACAGACACAUUGUCUGACCUGACCUUUGAUGUGUGGUAUGGUUGUGUCACUAGGUGUUCUGGCGUCCCUCUUAGACAGGGCCAGACGGGCUGUUUCCUCCAGCGCGUCCUGCGUCUCUUGGUUCUUUAAGCAGACCACUCUCCACAGGAUGAUGGGCUACAGGGCCAACAGCUACGAAGGCAAAGGUACCUGACCCACCGCCGGCAUGGGUCAAAGGUCAUCGAUCAUCAACACUGACCAUCAACACUGACUCAGUGACCCUCUUUUCUUCAGCCCUCUAUUUCCACUGUCUGCCGACUCAACAUUUAUUUCUCAAGCUCUUGGUCUUUGCAUUUCUGUGUCUGUGAAAAAGUAUCUGUGAAGGCUGGGCAUAAGUUUAACUGUGCAUGUAUAGUAAUGGUUUGGUGGAAUUAUAAUGUAGAGGAAUGCUUCUCUCCACAGUAUGUACCGAUGCUGUUUUCUACUGUGUAGUUUCACCAUAGAGAACUCUCUUUCAGAGUAUCUCUCUCCAGCUCUGUCCAUCUACCACUGCAUGCUCAUCAAUGAAACAGUCCUCCAUCCUUCUUAAAGGGACAGAGACAGAACUCCUGUACCACCUCACUGUCUGUCACUAGUCUUUGUUUCCCCCCUACACACACUCUCUCUCUGUCUCUCUCUCUCUCUCUCUCUCUCUCUCUCUCUCUCUCUCUCUCUCUCUCUCUCUGUCUCUCUCUCUCUCUCUUGCUCUCUCUCUCUCUCUCUCUCUCUCUCUCUCUCUGUCUCUCUCUCUCUCUCUCUCUCUGUCUCUCUCUCUCUCUCUGUCUCUCUCUCUCUCUUUUGCUCUCUCUCUCUCUCUCUCUCUCUCUCUCUGUCUCUCUCUCUCUCUCUGUCUCUCUCUCUCUCUUUUGCUCUCUCUCUCUCUCUGUCUCUCUCUCUCUCUCUCUCUCUGUCUCUCUCUCUCUCUCUCUCUCUCUCUGUCUCUCUCUCUUGCUCGCUCUGUCUCUCUCUCUCUCUCUUGCUCUCUCUGUCUCUGUCUGUGUGUCUGUUUUGUUUAUGUGUUUUCUCUCUUCAUCCAUCUCAGGUUUCAUACAGGUCCUCUUGAUUACGUCAUAAACAAAUGGGCUUCUUUCCACUUUGGUUGGUUCCCUUGGUGACAUGCAAAUGUCCCUCUUACCCUCUCUUUGUGUGUUGUAAUAUACAAUGCGUCACACACUCUUGGUCGCCACUCGCCUGCAGAAUGGAAUGUUUUGGUAUGUAAAUAUGAUUAUUCAUAGUUUGUUGUUGUGUUGCAGCUCACUCCAGUUACUGUGGGAGCAUGAAUGUAAAAGACCACGUGACGGGAGACGGACACUUUUUGAAUGGCUCGUUGUGUAAGUAGCCAACACGCUCACACACACACACACACACACACACACACACACACACACACACACAUGUGCGUGCACACACACACAAAUUCCCUCUCAAGUGCUCUAUACGUGGCAGGGGGCCACUUUCUGACACAGAGUUAAUUCUAUGCGUGACCUAUUUCCAGAUCAGUGCACAGGGGUUAUGUGAACAACUAGGGCCAGUGACCAGUCGGUCACGCCUCUUUCACCAGUCAGUGACUAUACUCUGGCUACUGGCCUCCCUAGUCAGAUACAGCAGGUGUUUGUGUGUUUCCAUACAAGCACUUAGAAGUCUUUUUUAAGGGCCUGAACCCAUAAAGAUCAAUCAGAUGUAUCUCUGUGAAUGUGUGAAUGUUUCACUUCAAAGAUUGUUUUCAAUGAAAAUGGGAGAAGAAAUGGCUAGUCCUGUAGGGUUACAUGUCUUAUCUAACAUCUUCCUAAAUGACACUGGCGUGACAAACGAUCCUGAGAAUGCAGUUGAACAAACAUCAAACAGAGAACAAAGGCCUGUUUGACACAGAAGGCGCUUACCAAACGUCUGGAGAGGAGGGAGGGAGGAAGGGAUGGGCUGUGUCACCAAAGAGAUAGGCAACGUUCCUGGUUUUCUUUUUGCACAUGCUUACAUCACAGAAGAUUGCUUUUUCGUAUUAAUGUGGUUCCUUUGUUGUGAGAUUUGAUCAUCAACGCAUUUUGAUUGCAAUAAAGUUAGUUAGUAGAGCAUGGCGCUUGCAACGCCAGGGUUGUGGGAAUCGAUUCCCACGGGGGAUCCAGUAUGAAAAUGUAUGCGCUACUGUAAGUCGCUCUGGAUAAGAGCGUCUGCUAAAUGUACAAAUGAAAUAAUAAAAUGAUAACUGUGUUGCAGUUUUUACACUGGGGACAUUUCACUCAUUCAAAAGCAUUUUUUAUAAUAUUUUAUUUUCCUUUUCUUUUUUUUUUACAUUCCAAAAACAAACGUAUACGAACUACUACUUACACACACACACGAACAAUGACUACAUCUCAUCUGCCCAGACCCACAUGCUCACACCCCCAUCCCUACUGCCUGCAUUAUUGUUGCCACUUGGUCUUAAAUUGUACUAAUUUGUUUUUCUGAGUCACCCAUAAUAUUUUCAUUGUGUUAAUGAUGUUGGAUUGAAUGACUGAAAGUUUUUAGUAUAUGUUUUUUCAAAAUGAGUGAUGAGAAAAGAAUGGUCCAGCCCAUUGGGUAUCUCACUACACCCCAUAUGUCAUGUCUUGAAAUAUGCAGACAGAUGGAUUCAAAGUAAGUUUACAUUGUAAUAAUUCUGACAGCCAACUUUCUAGCUCCGCCCAUUACUUCAGAACUUUAUAGCAUUCCCAGAAAGCAUGGAUUAUUGAGUCAUUAUUAGUUUUACACUUGAGACAUGACUUCACCGUUGUGCUGUAGAAUUUCAGAAUUGUUCUCUUGCAUAAUACAUUCUAUACAUUAGUUUAUACUGGAUUAAGCAUACAUUAUCGUUAGUUAUGCUCUAACUUUCCCUCCAUCUUGUGCCAACAUCAGUUCUUUUUAAAUCUUGGUUCCAAUAGUUUUUUUUUUUUUUUUGAAGAGAUUGUCAAUUGGAUAUGCUCUCCUCAAGGUUUUGUAGAUAUUCCCUAUCAUAUGAGCAUCCUUUUCUGACUCCCUCAAGGUUGCUCUGAUGUCCAAAAGAUUUCAAAUAGAAAUGUCAUGAUAAGUAACUUUUACAUCUACAUUGGUCCAAAAUUACUUUUUUAUUCUGUCAUGGAAAUAAAUGUAUUUCCUAUUACCAAGUCAUUUAUGGUUUCUAUGCCUUUAGUUUUCCAUGUGGACCAAUUUAUCGAUGCAUUCUGAAAACCUAUCCAAGUAUCGUUCCAUAAGGUUGUGUUUCUAGGGAGUGUUAUUGGUUAUUUUGGUAAAAUACGUUUCAUUUUCUUCCGUAUCGUUAUAGUGUUCUUAACUAUGAAGUUGUUAAUGUUCUUAGCUUUACCCUUUGAAAAUAGACACCUAAAAAGAUUCUGGGGAUGAGCGUGCGCAUCUUCAAUAUGUACCCAUUGUUCCUAUUUAGUGAAUUCAACUAUAUGUCGCAAGUAAAAGCCUUGGGUAGCGAGUUAAAACCACCCUCAGACUUAGGAAGAUGUAUAACGUUCCUUUUUGUUCUAUUAAUUUUAUUUGAAUGAUUUUACAUUGCAUACAUUAUUUAGAACUUUCAAUUGACUUCUGAUUUGUUAAGUUACAUCAAUUUUUUUUAAUUGUCAUUUCAUUUUACAUCAUUAUUCAUUCAUUCAUUCAUUUGUUUGUGUUAUGUUUUGUUUUCCUUCUUGUCUGCCAUCCAUCUGUCAUGUGGUCUGCCUCAGGUGACGACUGUAAAGGGAAGCAGCACCUGGAGACCCACACACUGGUCCACAGUCACACACAGACCUCCAGGACUCACCGUCUACUGGGGGCUCUGUGGACCCUUAUAGCUUACACAGGUUAACCCCCUUCCUCCUCCUCCUGGUUUCCUUCCUUCCUGAUGCAAUAAACAUGCAGGUUAACCCCCUUCCUCCUCUCCCUGGCUUCCUUCCUUAAUAGCCUAAUAUACAUAUAGGUUAAACACCUUCCUCCUCCUGGUUUCCUUCCUUAAUAACGUAAUACACAUGCAGGUUAACCCCCUGCCUCCUUCCCUGGCUUCCUUCCUUACUGACCUAAUACACAUACAUCAGAGUCGUAUUCAUUGGUGCAAACCGUAGCAAAAAUGUUCUGCAACAGAAACUAAAAUCAAGCAUUUCUUAUUGGACAAGUUCAGGUAGUCCCUCCCUGACUCAGUUAGUUUGAUUCUGUUUGGUGCCUAAUGAAUACGACCCUGCUAAUAUUGACUCGUUGCUUUAUAAACCUUGCACACAUAGACUUUUCAUGGAAUCUCUCAUUGACAUCAAUGCAAAUUAUAUACAAACUAUGUGUGGGUGUGGGGAAAUAAUAAUCCCUUCCUUCCGCUACUGGUCCAGGACCUGUUUUGUUGCACGGCUGAUAGUGGUUGAGGUCAGGAAUAGGCUCCAGAGAGCUGAUCUGAAAUCAGUUGUGAACUGAAGCCUCAGUCCUUUUAAUUGUCCUAAUGCCCAGCAUUUGUUAUUACCAUGUCAUUACCACUCUAUUUACCUAAUUGAAUCACUACGAUGUUGUUUUUUAUUUUACCAGGUUAGUCUCAUUGACGUUGAGAUAAAAUAUAUAUAUAUAUAUAUAUAUAUAUAUAUAUAUAUAUAUAUAUAUAUAUAUAUAUAUAUAUAUACAGUGAGGGAAAAAAGUAUUUGAUCCCCUGCUGAUUUUGUAUGUUUGCCCACUGACAAAAAAAUGAUCAGUCUAUAAUUUUAAUGGUAGAUUUAUUUGAACAGUGAGAGACAGAAUAACAACAACAAAAAAAUCCGGAAACACGCAUGUCAAAAAUGUUAUAAAUUGAUUUGCAUUUUAAUGAGGGAAAUAAGUAUUUGACCCCCUCUCAAUCAGAAAGAUUUCUGGCUCCCAGGUGUCUUUUAUACAGGUAACGAGCUGAGAUUAGGGGCACACUCUUAAAGGGAGUGCUCCUAAUCUCAGCUUGUUACCUGUAUAAAAGACACCUGUCCACAGAAGCAAUCAAUCAAUCAGAUUCCAAACUCUCCACCAUGGCCAAGACCAAAGAGCUCUCCAAGGAUGUCAGGGACAAGAUUGUAGACCUACACAAGGCUGGAAUGGGCUACAAGACCAUUGCCAAGCAGCUUGGUGAGAAGGUGACAACAGUUGGUGCGAUUAUUCGCAAAUGGAAGAAACACAAAAGAACUGUCAAUCUCCCUCGGCCUGGGGCUCCAUGCAAGAUCUCACCUCGUGGAGUUGCAAUGAUCAUGAGAACGGUGAGGAAUCAGCCCAGAACUACACGGGAGGAUCUUGUCAAUGAUCUCAAGGCAGCUGGGACCAUAGUCAACAAGAAAACUAUUGGUAACACACUACGCCGUGAAGGACUGAAAUCCUGCAGCGCCCGCAACGUCCCCCUACUCAAGAAAGCACAUAUACAGGCCCGUCUGAAGUUUGCCAAUGAACAUCUGAAUGAUUCAGAGGAGAACUGGGUGAAAGUGUUGUGGUCAGAUGAGACCAAAAUCGAGCUCUUUGGCAUCAACUCAACUCGCCGUGUUUGGAGGAGGAGGAAUGUUGCCUAUGACCCCAAGAACACCAUCCCCACCGUCAAACAUGGAGGUGGAAACAUUAUUCUUUGGGGGUGUUUUUCUGCUAAGGGGACAGGACAACUUCACCGCAUCAAAGGGACGAUGGACGGGGCCAUGUACCUUCAAAUCUUGGGUGAGAACCUCCUUCCCUCAGCCAGGGCAUUGAAAAUGGGUCGUGGAUGGGUAUUCCAGCAUGACAAUGACCCAAAACACACGGCCAAGGCAACAAAGGAGUGGCUCAAGAAGAAGCACAUUAAGGUCCUGGAGUGGCCUAGCCAGUCUCCAGACCUUAAUCCCAUAGAAAAUCUGUGGAGGGAGCUGAAGGUUCGAGUUGCCAAACGUCAGCCUCGAAACCUUAAUGACUUGGAGAAGAUCUGCAAAGAGGAGUGGGACAAAAUCCCUCCUGAGAUGUGUGCAAACCUGGUGGCCAACUACAAGAAACGUCUGACCUCUGUGAUUGCCAACAAGGGUUUUGCCACCAAGUACUAAGUCAUGUUUUGCAGAGGGGUCAAAUACUUAUUUCCCUCAUUAAAAUGCAAAUCAAUUUAUAACAUUUUUGACAUGCAUUUUUCUGGAUUUUUUUGUUGUUAUUCUGUCUCUCACUGUUCAAAUAAACCUACCAUUAAAAUUAUAGACGGAUCAUGUCUUUGUCAGUGGGCAAACGUACAAAAUCAGCAGGGGAUCAAAUACUUUUUUCCCUCACUGUAUAUAUAUAUAUAUAUAUAUAUUUUUUUUUUAAGAGAGACCUGGCCAAAAUAGCAGCACAUAAAGUUUCAUACAAAGACCCUUUUCUAAUGAAAGUUCCAACGUUGUGUGUGUUUGUUUUGACCCUUCCAGGGCACUGUCUACUCCAGCCAGCUUACUAUGUAGUGAGGGCAGGCCGGGCUCUGGGGUCAGCAGUGGGGUCAGCAGUACAGUCAGUGGCUCAGAGACUCCUGGCAGUGCUGUGGCUAGUCCUGGCAUCUCCAGGUUAGUUACUCUCUGUUGCAUCCACCCUCUCUUCAUCAUCAGUAUUUAGUUGUUUAAUCAGUUGCUCUUUCUUACAGUGGGGAAAAAAACUAUUUAGUCAACCACCAAUUGUGCAAGUUCUCCCACUUAAAAAGAUGAGAGAGGCCUGUAAUUUUCAUCAUAGGUACACGUCAACUAUGACAGACAAAAUGAGGAAAAGAAAUCCAGAAAAUCACAUUGUAGGAUUUUUUAUGAAUUUAUUUGCAAAUUAUGGUGGAAAAUAAGUAUUUGGUCAAUAACAAAAGUUUCUCAAUACUUUGUUAUAUACCCUUUUUUGGCAAUGACACAGGUCAAACGUUUUUUGUAAGUCUUCACAAGGUUUUCACACACUGUUGCUGGUAUUUUGGCCCAUUCCUCCAUGCAGAUCUCCUCUAGAGCAGUGAUGUUUUGGGGCUGUCGCUGGGCAACACAGACUUUCAACUCCCUCCAAAGAUUUUCUAUGGGGUUGAGAUCUGGAGACUGGCUAGGCCACUCCAGGACCUUGAAAUGCUUCUUACGAAGCCACUCCUUCGUUGCCCGGGCGGUGUGUUUGGGAUCAUUGUCAUGCUGAAAGACCCAGCCACGUUUCAUCUUCAAUGCCCUUGCUGAUGGAAGGAGGUUUUCACUUAAAAUCUCACGAUACAUGGCCCCAUUCAUUCUUUCCUUUACACGGAUCAGUCGUCCUGGUCCCUUUGCAGAAAAACAGCCCCAAAGCAUGAUGUUUCCACCCCCAUGCUUCACAGUAGGUAUGGUGUUCUUUGGAUGCAACUCAGCAUUCUUUGUCCUCCAAACACGACGAGUUUAGUUUUUACCAAAAAGUUAUAUUUUGGUUUCAUCUGACCAUAUGACAUUCUCCCAAUCCUCUUCUGGAUAAUCCAAAUGCACUCUAGCAAACUUCAGACGGGCCUGGACAUGUACUGGCUUAAGCAGGGGGACACGUCUGGCACUGCAGGAUUUGAGUCCCUGGUGGCGUAGUGUGUUACUGAUGGUAGGCUUUGUUACUUUGGUCCCAGCUCUCUGAAGGUCAUUCACUAGGUCCCCCCGUGUUGUUCUGGGAUUUUUGCUCACCGUUCUUGUGAUCAUUUUGACCCCACGGGGUGAGAUCUUGCGUGGAGCCCCAGAUCGAGGGAGAUUAUCAGUGGUCUUGUAUGUCUUCCAUUUCAUAAUAAUUGCUCCCACAGUUGAUUUCUUCUAACCAAGCUGCUUACCUAUUGCAGAUUCAGUCUUCCCAGCCUGGUGCAGGUCUACAAUUUUGUUUCUGGUGUCCUUUGACAGCUCUUUGGUCUUGGCCAUAGUGGAGUUUGGAGUGUGACUGUUUGAGGUUGUGGACAGGUGUCUUUUAUACUGAUAACAAGUUCAAACAGGUGCCAUUAAUAUAGGUAACGAGUGGAGGACAGAGGAGCCUCUUAAAGAAGAAGUUACAGGUCUGUUGGAGCCAGAAAUCUUGCUUGUUUGUAGGUGACCAAAUACUUAUUUUCCACCAUAAUUUGCAAAUAAAUUCAUUAAAAAUCCUACAAUGUGAUUUUCUGGAUUUUUUUUUCUAAAUUUGUCUGUCAUAGUUGACGUGUACCUAUGAUGAAAAUUACAGGCCUCUCUCAUCUUUUUAAGUGGGAGAACUUGCACAAUUGGUGGCUGACUAAAUACUUUUUUCCCCCACUGUAUAUACAUACACUACAUUACAGUAACGAUCCCCCUCCCCCUCUCUCUAUCUCGCUCUCUCUCUCCCCCCCUCUCACUCUCUCUCUUUCUCCCCCUGUCUCUCCCCCCCCCCCCCCCCCCCCCCCAGGUAAAGCAGCCAGAGGGCUGUUGUGGUGUCUGGGGACAGGCUGGUACCAGCUGGUGUCUCUCAUGUCUCUGUUCAACGUAUUCUUCCUGACCCGGUUAGAGCCUGCACUACUGUAUCUAACUAUGUGACCUUAGACCCCUGUAGUUCUCAGAAAUAUGUAGAUGACUUUUAUUGACCUACUAUUGUCCUUUGUUAUCAAAGGUUGUAGAUUUAACUGUGGCUGUGACUUGUUUGUUAUUGGACAAUUUUAUAUUGCACCUCCCUGUUUCAGUCUGUUUUAUUCUGUUUGGUGCCUACUGACCCUGUUAUCAUUGUGCAUGUUUGAUACAUAUUUAGGACCGUUCUUAUGCAGGCUCUGUCUAACACAAUAAUUCUUAAUUAGAUUGAAUUAUAUUUUGAUUAUAUUUAGGCAUAUGUCAUUUCUUCAGAUGAAAUGUCAUAAUGAAAACAAAGGGCCAGGGUAGAUGGGUUCUGUCAGUUAGAUGCACAUGAGAGAUAUGAUGAUUGAAUUAUUUAGUCAACUUUUAAAUAUUACAUUUUGAUUCAAUUAUUUCUCUCUCAUCUGACGAAGGAAAGGUUACAGUGUCUUAUCAGGUUAUGUUUUACGGUGUGUGUGUGUGUGUGUGUGUGUGUGUGUGUGUGUGUGUGUGUGUGUGUGUGUGUGUGCGUUUCUCAGGUAUGUUUUGCUCACUGUGUGGGUGUCUUUCAGGUGCCUGCCCAGAAUGUGGAAGCUUCUUCUCUUCCUCCUUCCCAUCCUGCUACUCCUGUGUGAGUAACGGUGUGCUCACCUGACGUAACCUACUUAACACACACACAGGCCGAUCUGUCAGCUGUGUAGCACCAGAGCUGUUAACCAGCCCCCCAGAGCUUGCUCCAAAUCCAGCCCCAGAUCUAGGUCACUCUUACUGGGCACACAGCUACAGAACCAGCCCUCUCUGUGGAACAACUCUCUUACACUUUUACACACUGUACUUUCUACACUAACAGUCUACACAGAAAAGCACUGACUUGCAUUCAUAAACCCACAAGCUACUAUCAAAUCCACAAAUUCAUGCAUAAACACCAAAAAAACUAAAACAAUACAAGCCUAAGAAACAACAGGUGCUAUACCAAUAAAGCUUUCACUGCAUUCACAGUAAAGACAGGCCGGUUGUUGCAUACUGUAGCUCCUGUUGAUUAAUUUCCCUGUUUCUCUCUCCUCUCCUCUCAGGGUUUUGGUUCUCGGGUCCGUCCAGUUUCCUCUGCUACCUUCCAGCCAUAAACCUGACAGAGUGGCGCUCCAGAGUGGUGUCCCCCUUCACCCUCUCAUCAUCUACCCUGGUCCCCACCCCCACCACACCCCUGGAGCAGACCCCCCCAGCACCCCCCGGCCCACAGGCACAGGUAAGAGAGGAGCUCGCCUGAGAAGCCUGAGGGCGUCUCUCACAGAGUGGGGGGGAACUUUGUGUCUGUAUUGUGUGAAUAUGGUAAUUCAUGACAUACAUCUGCCUCAUGAAUGUUGGACUAAAACAAGCUUUUUUGUUCUCUCUCCCACUCUCCUAACCUCUCACUACACUUCUCUGCCGCAACCUGUCUCCCCUUCUCUCCCCGUGUCCCUCCUUUAUUUCAGUCUCUCCCCUAUCUCCCCCUACAGCCAGUCCUUCCCCCCAUAGUCACCGUGGACACAGAGAGCCUGGAGCGUUUGGAGCGGGUGGAGCAUGGUCUGGCCCUGCUGUGGGAGCGGGUGCAGCGGGGGGACCAGAGGCAGGAGCAGCGUCACGGGGACACCCUGGCCCAGUACACCCUCCUGAGGGAGCAGCUGGACAGCCAGACAGACAGGGACAGCCUGGGUCUCUGGGUCUCUGGUCUGCUGGAGCACAGGAUCACCCUGCUGAGAGGAGAGCUGGAGCAGCAGGAGGCCUCACACAGGGCACAGGUAGGGAUGGCUGUCAGGGUUGAGGAAAGGGACUGGGGCUGGACACCAAAGGUGUUGAUAGGACUGGGACUUGUAGUUAUAAAUGGGGUUGGGGCUUGGUGGCAGGAAUGGGACUGGGACUUGUUGUUAGGAAUGGGGUUGGGGCUUGGUGUCAGGAAUGGGGUUGGGGCUUGUUGGCAGGGCUUAGUAGAGGGUUGAGCUUCAACAUUUGAAUUGAUAAUUACAGUGAGGGAAAAAAGUAUUUGAUCCCCUGCUGAUUUUGUACAUUUGCCCACUGACAAAGAAAUCAUCAGUCUAUAAUUUUAAUGGUAGGUGUAUUUGAACAGUGAGAGACAGAAUAACAACAAAAAAAUCCUGAAAAACGCAUGUAAAAAAUGUUAUAUAUAUAUAUUUGCAUUUUAAUGAGGGAAAUAAGUAUUUGAUCCCUCUGCAAAACAUGACUUAGUACUUGGUGGCAAAACCCUUGUUGGCAAUCACAGAGGUCAGACGUUUCUUGUAGUUGGCCACCAGGUUUGCACACAUCUCAGGAGGGAUUUUGUCCCACUCCUCUUUGCAGAUCUUCUCCAAGUCAUUAAGGUUUCGAGGCUGACGUUUGGCAACUCGAACCUUCAGCUCCCUCCACAGAUUUUCUAUGGGAUUAAGGUCUGGAGACUGACUAGGCCACUCCAGGACCUUAAUGUGCCUCUUCUUGAGCCACUCCUUUGUUGACUUGGCCGUGUGUUUUGGGUCAUGGUCAUGCUGGAGUACCCAUCCACGACCCAUUUUCAAUGCCCUGGCUGAGGGAAGGAGGUUCUCACCCAAGAUUUGACGGUACAUGGCCCCGUCCAUCGUCCCUUUGAUGCGGUGAAGUUGUCCUGUCCCCUUAGCAGAAAAACACCCCCAAAGCAUAAUGUUUCCACCUCCAUGUUUGACGGUGGGGAUGGUGUUCUUGGGAGUCAUAGGCAGCAUUCCUCCUCCUCCAAACACGGCGAGUUGAGUUGAUGCCAAAGUGCUCGAUUUUGGUCUCAUCUGACCACAACACUUUCACCCAGUUCUCCUCUGAAUCAUUCAGAUGUUCAUUGGCAAACUUCAGAUGGGCCUGUAUAUGUGUUUUCUUGAGCAGGGGGACCUUGCGGGCGCUGCAGGAUUUCAGUCUUUCACGGCGUAGCGUGUUACCAAUUGUUUUCUUGGUGACUAUGUUCCCAGCUGCCUUGAGAUCAUUGACAAGAUCCUCCCGUGUAGUUCUGGGCUGAUUCCUCACCGUUGUCAUGAUCAUUGCAACUCCACGAGGUGAGAUCUUGCAUGGAGCCCCAGGCCGAGGGAGAUUGACAGUUCUUUUGUGUUUCUUCCAUUUGCGAAUAAUCGCACCAACUGUUGUCACCUUCUCACCAAGCUGCUUGGCGAUGGUCUUGUAGCCCAUUCCAGCCUUGUGUAGGUCUACAAUCUUGUCCCUGACAUCCUUGGAGAGCUCUUUGGUCUUGGCCAUGGUGGAGAGUUUGGAAUCUGAUUGAUUGAUUGCUUCUGUGGACAGGUGUCUUUUAUACAGGUAACAAGCUGAGAUUAGGAGCACUCCCUUUAAGAGUAUGCUCCUAAUCUCAGCUCGUUAACUGUAUAAAAGACACCUGGGAGCCAGAAAUCUUUCUGAUUGAGAGGGGGUCAAAUACUUAUUUCCCUCAUUAAAAUGCAAAUCAAUUUAUAACAUUUUUGACAUGCGUUUUUCUGGAUUUUUUUGUUGUUAUUCUGUCUCUCACUGUUCAAAUAAACCUACCAUUAAAAUGAUAGGCUGAUCAUUUAUUUGUCAGUGGGCAAACGUACAAAAUCAGCAGGGGAUCAAAUACUUUUUUCCCUCACUGUAUGUUCAGAUUAGUGGUUUUAUGUAGGGUCAGAUUUCAGUCCGUUCUGCUUAGUAAGCAUUCCAAACUGACCCCUAUUACUUAUUACUGAAUUCCUUACUGUUUACUUCUGGGUGACCUUUUCUUUUUCCCUCCCUCCUCUCUUUCUCUCCCUCCUCCCUAUCUCCUCCCUCUCUCCUCCAUUCUCUCCUCCCUCCCUCCUCCGUCUCUCCUGUGCAGACUGAGGAGCAGAGGGUUCAGCAGCAGCAGAGUCAGGAGACACGGCUAGCUGAGCUGGAGGUGCUGCUGCAGGUCCUGGCUUCUAAAACUGAGGUAACACUAUACCACAUUACCUACAUAUCCCAAUACAUACAGGACCAGUUACAUGUCAUGAAAUUUGAGACUGAGGAAAUGGUCUAUGGGAAAUGCACACCAGACUAUGAAUUAAACCCUGUGAGAUCAAAUGAAUACAUCCAGGACCAUAGGUUACCUCCACAGCUCAUCUGAACACCACUAGAUCUUAGCAGGCUAACAGCUAAGCUUGAGGUACAGUCUCACACGCUUAUUACUGACUGACACAUACAAGACCCACGCAUAGGAAUACAUACAGGAACAUUCCGGUUCUGGCAGCUGAUCUGAAUAAGCACCAGUCCAUACAUACGUCCCCUCAGGCAGUUAAUUUGAAUACAUACAGUAUGACACACACUCAUACAAGUCUAGUCGUCUGAUACACAGGAGUCAGCAUGUCCCUGUCCAUUUAGGUUAAUUGUGAUGACAUACAUGCCCGUGCUGAAAGUGUUCACGCCAACACAUGCUGUAUGUAGCUUAUUGGUCAUUCAUUUAUAUUACAGUACUGUACAUUUGAAUGAGGUUGUAUUUCAGGCGGUGCAACAGAAACGGCAACCAGAGAAGGAGACAACCAGACCUGCCUCUGUCCCUGUCAGGUAGGUUCACUGUCACUGGGUUAACCUCCGUAGAUUAUUUUUUACAUUUACAUUAAAUUUACGUCAUUUAGCAGACGCUCUUAUCCAGAGCGACUUACAGUUAGUGCAUACAUUAUUAUUUUCAUACUGGCCCCCUCGUGGGAAUCGAACCCACAACCCUGGCGUUGCAAACGCCAUGCUCUAUCAACUGAGCUACCUCCCUGCCUGCCAUUCCCUCCCCUACCCUGGACGACGCUGGGCCAAUUGUGCGCCGCCCCAUUGGUCUCCCGGUUGCGGCCGGCUACAGCAGAGCCUGGAUUAUAUAGUGCAGGACUUUUCUACGGUUUACAACUGCUCUCCAUUUCAUCGUGAAAGAAACUCUUGCACACUGAUUCUCUUCAUUUGCCCCACAAUGUUUUAAUGGAUCACCAAAACAAAUGUUUAAACCCAAUGAAGGUCUUAUGACUGAAACAUUGGUCUAAGUGGUCCAUUAUUAGAUCAAACAAUAGAGACAGUGUAUUGGAGUUCAUUUUUUUACAGCAUGCAGGGUUGCAGAAUCGUCAGUUUCUCAAAAUUCCCAGGUUUUCCAGAAAUGCCGGUUAGAAGAUUCCUGGAAUCAGGAGGGAAAAGCAAGAAGUCGGGAAAUCUUCUAACCUGGAUUUCUGGAAAAUGGGGGAUUUUGGGGAAAGUUAGACGAAUUAGGCAAACCUAAGCAAGUGUAAUAGAGACUCUCUCUCUUUCUUACUCUCUCUCUCUCUCUCUUUUCUCCCCCUCAGUGUGCGUGUGGACCAGGAGGCCCAUGAUGCUUUGCUGGCGGAGGUGCAGAGGCUGGAGGCGGAGCUGGGUCGGAUCAGGGGCGACCUGCAGGGGGUGAUGGGAUGUCAGGGGAAAUGUGAGCAGCUGGACACAAUCCAGGAAACGGUGAGAAUGAAAGACAAUUGUCUGUUUACUGCUUUUAGUGUUUACUAUACCUAGAGCUGAUAUAGCUAGUCUUUAUUAUAGUAGUUGUACAUUACCUUUGCAAUAUAAUGCAAUUCUUCCAAAUGACAGCCUGUACUGUACUGUGCUGUUAUUGAACUGAACUUAUAAACUGGGUUGUUCGAGCCUUGAAUGCUGAUUGUCUGACAGCCGUGGUAUAUCAGACCGUAUACCACGGGUAUGACAAAACAUUUGUUUUUUUCUAAUUACAUUGGUAACCAGUUUAUAAUAGCAAUAAGGCACCUCGGGGGGUUUGUGGUAUAUGGCCAAUAUACCACGGCUAAGGGCUGUAUCCAGUUACUCCGUGUUGCGUGGGGCCUAAGAACAGCCCUUAGCCGUGGUUAAUUGGCCAUAUACCACACCCCCUCGGGCCUUAUUGCUUAAUUAUACAUGAGGGUAUAUAUAUUCUGCAGUUACAGCCCCUCACACAUUGUCUGUCUCACCUCUCCCUCUCUCUCACCUCUCCCUCCCAGGUGUCUACCCAGGUGUCAGCCCAGGUGAGGCGGAAGCUGCGGGCCCUGUUCUACGGCUCUGACGACCAGGCCCACCAGGGAGAACCAGACAUCCCAGAGGGUCUCCUCCAGUGGCUGUCGUCGCGCUACGUGAGCGGGGCCGACCUGCAGGCCCUCCUGGCCUCCCUGGAGCUCAGCAUCCUGAGGAACGUGUCUCUGCAGCUGGAACAGAGCAGGGCCGAGGCCCACACGGAGGCUGAGGCCAGGGCUGCAGUCAUCACCACCCAGACCCAGUCUAUUACACAGAGUGUCCAACAUACCGCCGUGGGCGAGGGACUGUCUGAGGAGGUACAACACAUACUCCACUAUAGGGACUCUUUGUUGUUGUUAACCCAGUGCUUCACGCACUCAUCAGAACAUCGGAACAACUUUAUUAUCAUGCUUUAUUUCAUGAAGAUGGACCGGUUUCCUGGACCCAGGUUCUCCAUAGAGCAUGCUUUUGACUUCACGGUCCGUAUCCACAAAGUGUCUCAGAGUAGGAGUGCUGAUCUAGGAUCUGACCAUAUAACCUUAUUCAUUAUGAUCUAAAAGGCAAAACUGAUCCUAGAUCAUUCAGCACUACUACUCUGAUACUGCUUUGUGAAUAGUGGACCAGGAGUAGGUUUAAUUUGGGUCUUGGAAACCAUCUCCUUCCUAUAUGAUGUACUUUCACUAUAUGAUGACUGUUAGGUGGUCAUUGUCAAUGAGACUAGGAGUCGUGUGUGAAGUUGCACAGCAGAGUCUCUGCAAAAGGUAUCCCACCAUACACACAUCUUAACCCCCGUCCCUGCCACUCUCUCCCCCAGCAAGUGCAGCUGAUCGUCCAGAAUGCCCUGAAACUCUACUCCCAGGAUCGGACGGGCCUAGUGGACUACGCCCUGGAGUCUGGAGGUAAAGAGAGGCCUCUCACUCUGUUUACAUUAACAGAACCACCCUGUGGGUUAGGGCCAGCCUGUUGUCAUGUCCAUGAACAGAACCACCCUGUGGGUUAGAACCAGCUUGUUGUCAUGUCCAUGAACAGAACCACCCUGUGGGUUAGAACCAGCUUGUUGACAUGUCCAUGAACAGAACCACCCUGUGGGUUAGAACCAGCUUGUUGACAUGUCCAUGAACAGAACCACCCUGUGGGUUAGAGCCAGCCUGUUGUCAUGUCCAUGAACAGAACCACCCUGUGGGUUAGAACCAGCUUGUUGACAUGUCCAUGAACAGAACCACCCUGUGGGUUAGAACCAGCCUGUUGACAUGUCCAUGAACAGAACCACCCUGUGGGUUAGGGCCAGCCUGUUGUCAUGUCCAUGAACAGAACCACCCUGUGGGUUAGAACCAGCUUGUUGACAUGUCCAUGAACAGAACCACCCUGUGGGUUAGAACCAGCCUGUUGACAUGUCCAUGAACAGAACCACCCUGUGGGUUAGAACCAGCCUGUUGACAUGUCCAUGAACAGAACCACCCUGUGGGUUAGAGCCAGCCUGUUGACAUGUCCAUGAACAGAACCACCCUGUGGGUUAGAACCAGCUUGUUGACAUGUCCAUGAACAGAACCACCCUGUGGGUUAGAACCAGCCUGUUGACAUGUCCAUGAACAGAACCACCCUGUGGGUUAGAACCAGCCUGUUGACAUGUCCAUGAACAGAACCACCCUGUGGGUUAGAACCAGCCUGUUGACAUGUCCAUGAACAGAACCACCCUGUGGGUUAGAGCCAGCUCCAUGAUGGUGGUUCAAUGGGAAGGAUUAGCCUAGCUGUUAGCCUAGCGUUACAUAACUAUACAGCAGCCAGCCCCGAGGGUGCAUCCCAAAUGGCACCCUAUUCCCUAUAUAGUGCCCUACUAUAAAGGGAAUAGGGUGCCUACUUUUGACCAGGACAAAAGUAGUGCACUAUAAAGGGAAUAGGGUGCCAGGUCAAAAGUAGUGCAAUAAGGGAAUAGUGUGCCAUUUCAGUAUGAAUGGUACUGUAUAUCAGUAGUGAAGAGGGUAGUAGAGCUUUAGAGGCCAAAGCUCAGGUUGUCUGUCUCCAUGGACAACAAGCCUGUCUGUCAUUCUAAUGGCCUGUAUGGAUUGGACAGGCACAGGGGGAUCCAUUAGAUACACCACAGAUCAGAUUAGUAGCCAGAUGAACUGAGUGGUCUGUGACGUUUGUCUGUGUGUUGUAUUUUGAUGUGUGUGUGUGUUAGUAUUAUAUCAUGUAUGUUGUGUGUUUUAUUGCAUUAUCCCUGUGUAUGGUCAAAUGGCUUUUCAAUACAGUUUCCCCACCCCAGAGGUGUGGUUCAGGCAUUAGGAUUUCUAACUCAUAUAAACAUUUGGGCCUAAGAUCGAAUAAGAAUGUAUUUCUUUCCCCCAUUCUUUCAUUCGUUGAUUGAUUAAUUAAUUGAUUGGUUGAUAAAAAAGAUGAAGAUCCACUUAUUCCCAGAAGAUAACACUUAUAAACCUUAAGACUUGUAUUUCCAAUGUGGUCUUCUUCUUGGGUAGAAAUAGAAAGGACACUGUUGUGGUUGAACUGUGGUUCUGAUGUAACAUGGUCAUGUGUCUGUGCGGUCAGGUGGUAGCAUCCUAAGUACGCGCUGCUCGGAGACGUACGAGACCAAGACGGCCCUCAUGAGUCUGUUCAGCGUGCCCCUCUGGUACUUCUCCCAGUCACCCCGCGUUGCCAUCCAGGUGAGCUCUCCAUUUCAAACGUUCAGAAGCUUUAUUGUUCCGGUCACAAAGGCAGUGUACAAAUAAAAACACAUUCCAACAAUAGCUGCAAUCCAGGAAUAACUGCUGAGCUGCUUAGAAGACACUGAUUCAAUAAAGAUAUUCUUCAAAGAUGCUUUCAUUUUCAACACCACCAGGGGACAUUGUUUCCUCUUAAUCAGUGUUUUUAUUUGUAGAUAACAGCAAAUGUUGAAAAGUGUUAUUUCAACAAUUACUUCAUUAGUCAAGUACAUUUGAACAGGACAGGGAUUAUCUUGUUGAGACUGAUUAGAAGACAUUUAUCAGUGAUUCUAACAUGUCUUACUAUCUCUCUCUCCCUCCCUCCGCCCAUCGUCUUUUCUCCAACUCUUCUUCCUUCCUUCCUUCCUUCCUUCCUUCCUUCCUUCCUUCCUUCCUUCCUUCCUUCCUUCCUUCCUUCCUUCCUUCCUUCCUUCCUUCCUUCCUUCCUUCCUUCCUUCCUUCCUUCCUUCCUCUUUCCUUCCUUCCUUCCCUCCUUCCCUCCUUCCUUCCCUCAGCCUGAUGUGUAUCCAGGGAACUGCUGGGCGUUUAAAGGUUCUCAUGGUUACCUGGUCAUCCGGUUGUCCCUAAGGAUCCUCCCCACAGCCUUCUGUCUGGAGCACAUCCCCAAGGCCCUGUCCCCUACCAGCAACAUCGCCAGCGCCCCGCGCAACUUCACAGUAUACGUAAGACACACACAUGCCUACCUACUGGCAAUAUCAGCAACUACAUGGAAUGCCUUCUAUUGGUCAGGUGCUAUCUAUGGUCUCAGCGUCAGUAGUGUUUAGACUGGUACUCUCACUGCUCAGCCUCAAUCUCCUGCCUGACAUCACUGACUGGUUUCUGUGUGUUUUCAGGGUCUGGAUGAUGAGUAUCAGGAGGAGGGAAAGCUGUUGGGUCAAUACACCUACCAGGAGAACGGAGACUCAAUGCAGAACUUCCCUGUCAUGGUAAACACAAGAAAUGACAUCAAUUUCUACACACUCAUGUGCAUGUGCCAACAAACACACACAAAAACCUCUCACCAUCCUACAUACAACCACUGACCCUCUGACCUCUCUCUGGCUCUUUUUUUACUUUGUCAAAAAUCGUUGUAAAAAUCAGAUACUUUGAGAUCCAAUACUUAUCACUCCUUACUAUGUCUCUUCCUUCCCUCCAGGAGAAGAACGACAGGGCCUUCCAGAUCAUCGAGGUGCGGGUGCUGACCAACUGGGGUCACCCCGAGUACACCUGCCUCUACCGCUUCAGAGUCCAUGGAGAACCACGCAUCCAG